UCAGAGGAGAUCAAGAAAGACUUUCAGUUUGACUACAUUCUUGUGGUGGACACUGAAGGACUGCGUGCUCUUGAGUUGGAGGGUAACACCACUCUUCACCACGACAAUGAACUGGCAACAUUUGUGGUUGGUAUGGGAAACAUGACACUGAUCAACAUAUUCGGAGAGAAUCCAGCUGAGAUGCAAGAUGUCCUGCAGAUUGUUGUUCAGGCUUUCAUGAGGAUGAAAAAAGUUAAUCUUUCUCCAAGUUGUGUGUUUGUUCACCAGAAUGUUACAGAUAUUGCAGCCACAGAGAGAAACAUGCAUUCGAAGAGGCAGCUGCAAGAAAAACUGGACAAGAUGGCCCAACUAGCAGCCAAAGAGGAGGUUUGUGAGGCUGAGUGCUUCCGGGAUGUCAUUGCAUUUGAUGUGCAGAAAGAUGUAAAAUACUUCGCCCAACUAUGGGAGGGAAGUCCCCCUAUGGCU
Plectropomus leopardus (leopard coralgrouper) is the source of this 465-nucleotide messenger RNA. The record is from RefSeq and is a predicted model, not a curated record. Lineage: Eukaryota; Metazoa; Chordata; Actinopteri; Perciformes; Serranidae.